AUGGAUGAGCUCACUCCUACUACGGAUGAUAGUAACUCUCACGAUAAGAGAAUAUAUGAGAAGUGGAAACGUUUUAAUCGUUUAAGUCUUAUGAUCAUAAAGAGUGACAUACAUGGGGCUUUUAGGGGUGCAAUAUCUGAUGAGAUCACCAAUGCCAAAGAUUUUCUUGCCAAAAUUGAAAAGUACUUUGAGAAAAGUGAUAAAGAAGAAACUAUCACUCUUUUAAAGAAACUAAUUUCAAUGAAAUUUAAAGGUAAGGAAAACAUAAGGGAGUAUAUCAUGGAAAUGUCUAAUAUUGCUUCUAAGUUGAAAGCACUCAAACUCGAGAUGUCUGAAGACUUACUCGUGCACUUGGUGCUUAUAUCUCUUCCUAUUCAAUUCAGUCAAUUUCGGGUCAAUUAUAACUGUCAAAGGGAAAAAUGA
Molecule: messenger RNA, 423 nt
Organism: Impatiens glandulifera
Lineage: Eukaryota; Viridiplantae; Streptophyta; Magnoliopsida; Ericales; Balsaminaceae
Exons: 1
Coding region: 1-423 (140 amino acids)
Source: RefSeq, a predicted model, not a curated record